Messenger RNA from Quercus robur (English oak), 2579 nucleotides. RefSeq names its product receptor-like protein 15. The record is from RefSeq and is a predicted model, not a curated record. The transcript is spliced from 4 exons. The coding region runs from base 1 to 2568 and encodes 855 amino acids. Gene Ontology annotation, molecular function: protein binding. NCBI's taxonomy places the organism in Eukaryota, Viridiplantae, Streptophyta, Magnoliopsida, Fagales, Fagaceae.
AUGGAUGGGUUGGAUUCGGAAAGUUUGUCCAAGCUGACGAAGCUGAAGCAGCUAGACCUAAGCCAAAAUCGUUUCAAUAAAGAGAUUAUAAGGGAUCUGGUUGCACUACCAGUCCUUAAAUCCCUGGACUUGAAUCAUAAUAGAAUGGAAGGUCGACUGCAAAAUACAGGUUUGGCAACCUCACGCAGUUUGGAGAUUUUAGAUUUGAGUGAGAAUAGGUUCAGUGGAUUUCUUUCUUCUCAAAUAGGAGUACUAGCAUCUCUCAAGGCUUUAUCUUUAGGUGACAAUAGACUUAAAGGCUCUUUACCAAGACAAGGUCUGUGUAAACUGAAUAAACUUGUAGAGCUUGAUCUUGCACGCAAUAAGUUUGAAGGGACCCUUCCUCCUUGCCUAAACAAUUUGACGUCUCUUCAACUGUUAGACCUCUCUAGAAACAAAUUCACUGGAAAUAUUUCAUCAUCUUGGAUAGCUAGCCUGACUUCCCUUAAGUACAUUGAUCUUGGUUCCAAUAAAUUUGAUGGUUUAUUUUCAUUCAGCUCAUUUGCUAAUCACUCCAUGCUUGAACUAGUUCGAUUCACAUGUGAUGGCAACAAAUUCCAGAUAAAUGAAAUUUCAGGUUGGGUGCCUUCGUUUCAGUUACAGUUCCUCAUCCUAUCAGGGUGCCUAAACAAGCUCUCUAGUGAACUUCCAACAUUUCUCCUUCACCAGUACAACUUGAAAGUGGUUGAUCUGUCUCACAACAAGUUGAAAGGACGGUUCCCUGGUUGGUUGCUUGAAAACAAUACAAGGCUAGAAUAUGUCAAUCUGAAGAAUAACUCUUUCUUUGGUCAGUUUCAUUUGCCACUCCAUCUUAAUGACAGUCUUUCGUGGGUAGAUGCGUCAAAAAAUCAACUUGAAGGGCAGCUUCAAGAAGGUAUAGGGAAAAUCCUAUCCAACCUAAAGAAUUUAGACUUGUCUGAAAAUGCUUUCGAAGGUUAUCUCCCAUCUUCAAUUGGUAACAUGAGUCUCUUGGAGAGGCUGGAUUUGUCUGUGAAUAACUUCUCAGGAGUGGUACCACAAGAAUUGUUUGCAGGUUGCUUGAAAUUGAGGGCUUUGAAAUUAUCAUAUAAUAAUUUUCAAGGGAAUUUAAUCUCAACCCAGUUUAACUUAACUUCGUUGAUUCUUCUGGAAUUAAAUGACAAUAGGUUCUCUGGAACUUUGUCAAAUGUAGUAUCCAAAUACACUAACCUGCAAUAUUUGGAUGCUGGCAACAACUGUCUGUCUGGUACGAUUCCCAGCUGGAUAUGCAAUGAAACGCAUGUCUCAACGCUCAUCUUGCGGAAUAAUUUGUUCAGAGGUCAUUUUCAAUGUGAAGGAAAAACGCCUGAAUUUUUGGACCUUUCUCAUAAUUUUCUGUCAGGAUCUUUGCCUUCCUGGUCAGGAGCAUCAAGCUUAAAGCAUGUACAUUUAGAAGGGAACCUCUUUUCAGGAUCUAUACCAGAAGAAUUUUUCAAUCUGACAGAGUCUAUCCAAAUUUUCAAUGAGCCGACACCAUAUCUCAUGAAACCGUCUCUCAUGACAAUGGAUAUUAGUUAUAACAACUUGUCAGGCACCAUUCCCCAUGCACUCGGAACAGUUUCGAGCUUAAGAAUUCUGUUGUUGAAAGGAAACUCCUUAAGUGGCUACAUUCCAACUCAGUUGUGUCGAUUGAACAAAUUAAAUUUAAUAGAUCUUUCCAGUAAUUUCUUUUCUGGGUCAAUACCUAAUUGCCUUCGAUACAUCACCUUUGGGGGGCAUGGGCUCGAUGAUUUUAGUUUUGAAGAUAGAGGUUUUGGUUUUUUGAAGUGGGAUUCAUCUUACCCAUAUGGAAGUCUCUUAGCGAAGAAUUUUGAAUUUCAAAAUCAGGAAGCUUUGUAUGAGCAAGCUGAAGCAAAUUUUGUAACAAAAAACAGGACUUACUCCUACAAAGGUGGCUUUCUUGAUUCCAUGUCUGGAUUGGAUCUUUCAUGUAACAAUCUAACAGGUUUAAUCCCAGCAGAAUUUGGAAUGCUUUCUUCGAUCCAUGCACUAAAUCUAUCUUAUAAUAAGUUGAGAGGUUCCAUUCCAACGACAUUCUCCAACUUGACUGAAAUAGAAAGCUUAGACCUUUCCCACAAUAGUUUGAGUGGAGAAAUCCCACCCCAGUUAAUCGAACUAAAUUUUUUGGCGGUCUUCACAGUUGCUUACAAUAAUUUAUCAGGUAGAAUUCCAGAUGGGAAAGCACAGUUUGGGACAUUCGAUGCUAACAGCUAUAUAGGAAAUCCAUUUCUUUGUGGACCACCAUUGAAGAAUUGUACCAGCAUAGAUGAUUCACCUUCCACCCCGACACCGGAUGCAAGUGAUGAGAAAUGGUACAAAAUUGAUCCUCUGGUCUUCUUUGUUAGCUUUUCGGUGUCUUAUAUCAUAUUCUGCCUGGGAGUUAUUUCUCUUCUCUAUAUAAAUCCUUAUUGGCGACAAUGGUGCUUCAAUUUGAUUGAGGAUCGCGUUUAUUCCUGUUAUUAUUUUGUGCUAGAUACUUUGCGUAAGUUAUCUAGUGGUUUGUAUAAUUAGCUUGAUUGGUU